Molecule: messenger RNA, 390 nt
Organism: Cordyceps fumosorosea ARSEF 2679
Lineage: Eukaryota; Fungi; Ascomycota; Sordariomycetes; Hypocreales; Cordycipitaceae
Product: protein precursor
Exons: 1
Coding region: 1-390 (129 amino acids)
Source: RefSeq, a predicted model, not a curated record
AUGCUCAUCCUCUUCAGCGUAUCUGUCUUAUUCAUCGUCAUCGCCACCGUCUUAUUCUUUACGCGAUCCUACUGGCUGCACCUCUUGCCGGACGUCAGCGCCCACCUACCUUCGGCCGACUACCUCUACUCGCGACUGCCCUCGACGUUUGCCGGCGACAUCGAGGCCGGCCUGUCCAGCAGCACAUUUGACCUCAGCGGCAACGUGGAGGCGGGCGACAGCCGCGCCGGCCUGGACGAUGCCAGUAAGGCGGAGAUUCUCAAGAUUAUGAAGAAGCGCCGGUUAAACUUUGACAGGGCCAGGAAGGUCUAUAUGGAGAGCAGGUUCAAGGCCAAUGGCAUCGGUCCGGACGGCCGGCCCAGAGACCCAAAGUUUGUCAGCUUCUCCUAG